This is a messenger RNA of Drosophila navojoa, 901 nucleotides long. RefSeq lists its product as uncharacterized. Lineage: Eukaryota; Metazoa; Arthropoda; Insecta; Diptera; Drosophilidae. The record is from RefSeq and is a predicted model, not a curated record.
CAAUGAAUUUUGCUGACGGCAGCGACGCGUUGCGGCGCGAGCUCUCACUCAAUGGAGUCGGCGGCGCUAGCGUCGGCGUCUUAAUGCCGCGCCAGCUGCAUGUGACCCCCAGCGAACACCCCACCAAAAGGAAAUUUCUUUAUGAUGCGCAGAAAUGGUUGCCUUAUCUCGCUCUAGUUCCAGAAACUGCCACGGAGCGACGACGAGGCGGCGCCGCCGCGGCGUACUCAAGGACGACACCGUUAAAUUGUGCAGCACAGCAGUGCCGCCGGCGACGGUGCAAAAAGGGGAGUGAAUUGUUUAAAAUUAUCACAUUGUAAAAAAAGGGGGAAGAAGAAGAAGGCAGACGGGAUGUGCGCUGAAGAGGAUCAUUAACAAUGCGCCGUGGCGCGCAAAAAUAGCCACGGGCAGAACAAAUCACAUUAUUAGUCGGCUUCGACGUCAGCGUCAGCGUUGGCGUCGACGUCGACAUCGACAUCAACGUCGCGUAGUUGCACGUUAUUUUUAAAAAUUUGUUGUAUGGCGCCCCGUUUGAUUUUUAGGCGCCAAGCGGCGGCAAAUUGUGGCGACACGUCUGCAGCGGGAGCAACAGCAGCAGCAGCAGCAGCACCAACAACAACAGCAACUACAACAACAUGUAUACGAAAACAAAGAUACAAGAUAAGCGCAAUUCACGGAGAGGCGCGACAGCCAGCAGACGCCAGCUUCAAGACGCGUCGCGCAGCAUCGCCAACGCCGCCGCCGUCGCCGCCGAGAGAUCUCUCGAUGGCGAUGCCAACAGAUAUCAAGCACGUCUCAAUCUCGAUUCAUUCAGGGCCGGGCCGGGCCGCGACUUGGCCAGAAAGGUUUUUAUUUUUUUUUGCCGCCAACGCCGCUCAAUUAACAAUGAAAAGUCGGUCUG